UUUUCUAUCCCCGCUCGUCGCCCGUGAUGUAGUAACUCCCAGACAAAACAAGUUAAAUCAUUCCCUUGGCAGAAACAAAAUGAUUUGUCCACGGACGCAAAACAAUGGAGCAAGUCUUUAAAGAUUCUGCUUUUCGUACGCUGGAGCUAGUCCGUGGUUCUCAACAUUUUUCUGAAACAACCCCGACAGUUUGGAUACAAGGAGAUACUUGGCCAUCGUUUGGUGAAAUUGUGACAAGAUAUCCUCUGUGUGGUGCUUCUAAACUGCGCGUGUUUGUGGAUUGUUUCGAGGGAAAAUCGAAUUUGACCUAUGGAUUGAUCUCUCCGCAAAGCAGGAAACUGCAGAUGUUGGGUGUUCAGAAUGGAGAACAUCUUCGACUGACUGGAAAACUGUGGGGAUGGAGCAGCCAACAGAAGCAAAUCUUUAAGAAAACAUUCGACUCUAAGACAAGUUUUGCUGCUUCUUCGCAAAUAACACAUUUCUACAACAGAGACAUCAGAAACGGAAGUGUCUUGUGCAUUUACCGUGACUUAAAGAGCAACCGCGUCCACUUUGAUAUCAAUGGAGAGGAAGGAUGGGUCAGUUUUAGCCGAAGUGAACCAGACUUCUGGUAUGGUUACAUUCGCUUGAGUUCCACCGGAAGCGGAAGUAAAAUUCAAGUCACACUGGUUCCGGAAGAAGAUCUAGCUUACUUUGAUCCAAGACUUCCAAUCGCUAUAACACCAGUACAGCAAGAGCCAACAGAUGUGGAAGACACUGGAAUUUCAGCUCAAUUUUGCCUCCCCGUGGAGAGAAUAGCGCAAGCAAUGCAUGCAGCGCUUUGUAGGGUUGUCCCGGACCCCGAAGCAAUACUACUUUGCCAGGGACCAGCGGAAACACCUUGGCUGAGCCACCACUACGUGAUGCACACAUCUCGUCCGCGUGGACUUUGCCUUCUGAUAAACAACGUUCCAAAUUUAGCGGUGGGAGAAGAGCAGCUCAAGGGCUUGUUUAAGUUCCUUUCCUUUGAUGUGCUAAUUGAAAGAGAUCUUCAAAGGGACGAGAUCUAUAAUUUAGCUAAGGAAUUUGCAAAGAAAGAUCAUACUUACUUUGACACAUUUGUUGUUAUUUUCCUGUCUUUUUCUGGCCGGUGCAGUGAAAUAUCUUGUCCUGAUGGUAGAAACGCAAGCCUUGAGCAUGUUAUGGUGGAGUUCACAGCAUCAAGGUGUCCCUCCCUCCGGGGUAAACCCAAGUUAUUUUUUGUUCAGCGUGUUAAAGGGAUACCUUCAAGGGUCGACAAUGAGUGCUCAAUCUUCGCAAGCAGAAGCUUUACAGAAAAGGAUACCGUCAGGUUGCUUUGCAUUUUCACCAGCCAGUGA
Messenger RNA from Pocillopora verrucosa, 1358 nucleotides. The record is from RefSeq and is a predicted model, not a curated record. NCBI's taxonomy places the organism in Eukaryota, Metazoa, Cnidaria, Anthozoa, Scleractinia, Pocilloporidae.